CCGUCAUUACCUAACCCAUAAAAAACGAACAAAAACAUAGAAUUUCUUGUAAUUGGAAGAAAACGUUGUAUUUUAUAUCUUUUUCUAAACCUCCUUUUUAUUUUAAAAAAGAAAGAAAGGGUAAAAGCUUGAGAAAUGGUUUUGAGGUAUGAUAAUCCUCAUCUAAAUAUAGCUGAGGUAGCUUGCCUGUAUGGUGGCUUUCUCGGCCUUUGGACUUUAAAAGCUCUCAAGCAACAACGAAAUGGCUCAGAGGAUUUAUCGAGGAAAAGCCGCUUUGGUAAAGAACCAUUAAAAAUUGUCUCUUGGUGGAUUCUGGCUGUUGCUUUGACAUAUGUAAUUGAUAUUGCUAAUUUAGUCGUAUAUGCUUUGAGAACUCCCAAUUGGUGGCCGCAUAAGGCUUCAGUUGUAUGCCUUGUUUUGUCGCUGCUCUUCUGGGGUGUUGUUUUGAUUAGCUGUGCAGAUACAUCUGAAUUGCCAAGGUACACUAAUUCCUUUUUCUCUGCUUACAGAGUUAAUGUCUUAUAUGCUUGGUUAACGGAAGCAAUCUUUGAGUCUGUUUUUCUUGCAUUCACACCAAUUCCUGGGGAUACCUUUCAGGGCAUUCUUAUGGCUGAUCACCUGGCUCGUGUUCUUUUAUGCAUUUUUGCCUUUGCUAUUUAUGUAACCUAUCGUCGCAAGAGGCCUUCUCGUGAUACGAUGGACUAUGAAGAACGGACAAUGUUUGAAAGUGGUACCCAGUUGGAUCCCGAAGCACCUGAAGGUCAAUCUUCUCAGGCACUUCCACACACAACUAAGAGAAGUGAUGCUAAAAAAUCAAAAAAAAAUACCUCUUGGAUUGCAUAUUUCAAAUCUUUUGCUAUACUGUUCCCUUACUUAUGGCCCGUAAAAAAUUUAAGACUGCAGCUUCAUGUUUUUGUUUGUGUUCUUCUCUUGAUUUUUGGAAGAAUAGCUAAUAUUCUUGCUCCUCGACAACUUGGUGUGGUCACCGAAAAGCUUUCUGAAACCAACAGCGGUGUUCCUUGGUUUGAAGUUCUCCUGUUCGUUUUCUAUCGUUUUCUUCAAGGAAAUAUGGGCUUAGUUGGUUCUUUGCGUUCUUUUCUGUGGAUCCCUGUCUCACAAUACGCUUAUCGCGCACUUUCAACAAAGGCGUUACAGCACGUUUUGGGUUUAUCCUAUGAUUUUCACCUGAAUAAACGAGGCGGUGAAGUUUUGGCUGCGUUAACUAAGGCCAACUCUGUGAAUACGUUUGUUGAGCAAUUGCUAUUUCAGAUUGGACCCGUUCUUACGGACCUUGCUGUAGCAAUCAUCUAUUUCUUCGUCAAAUUUGAUGUUUAUUUUUCCCUUGUUGUCCUCGUUAUGACAUUCUGCUACUGUUACGUUACUGUAAAGAUCACCUCCUGGCGUACUGAAGCCAGAAGAAAAAUGGUUAAUAGCUGGCGUGAUAGUUACGGUGUCCAAAAUGAUGCUAUUAUGAACUACGAAACUGUUAAAAACUUUGAUGCUGAUGAAUUUGAAAAUCAUCGUUUUGGCGAUGCUGUAGAUAAGUAUCUUCUUCAAGAAAACACGGUUCUCUCCAGUUUGAGUGUUCUGAACAUCAUACAGGGUGGUAUAUUCACUUCAAGUUUAUGCGUAGCCUGUUUGCUAAGUGCGUAUAAAGUAUCAUUUGGAUAUAAUACAGUUGGUGAUUUUGUGGUUCUUUUGACCUACAUGACCCAACUUCAACAGCCUCUUAACUUUUUUGGAGCUUUAUACCGUUCUCUCCAAAACAGUAUUAUCGAUGCAGAGCGAUUGCUCGAGAUAUUCGAAGAACAACCUACUGUCGUUGAAAAGAAGGAUGCUGCUCCUUUGAAGGUUACCAAUGGCCGAGUUGUAUUCUCAAACGUUUCUUUUGCUUAUGAUCCUCGUAAACCUGUUUUAUCAAAUGUCAACUUUGUUGCGGAGCCAGGUAAAGUAAUAGCCCUUGUAGGAGAAUCAGGCGGAGGAAAGUCUACUAUUAUGAGAAUCCUUUUACGAUUUUUUGAUGUAAAUGAUGGUUCCAUAACCAUUGAUGACCAGGAUGUACGAGACGUCACAUUAUCGAGUUUACGUUCGUCAAUUGGUGUUGUUCCUCAAGAUAGCAUUUUGUUUAAUGAUACUGUUAUGUACAACAUCAAAUACGCUAAACCGAGUGCUUCUAAUGAAGAAGUGUAUGAAGCUGCCAAGGCAGCUCAGAUCCAUGAUCGGAUUCUUGAAUUCCCUGACGGAUAUCAUUCUCGUGUAGGCGAGCGAGGACUAAAACUCAGUGGUGGUGAGAAACAACGCAUGGCUGUCGCUAGAGCUAUCUUAAAAAACCCGACUAUAAUUUUGUUGGAUGAAGCUACUUCCGCACUGGACACUAAUACGGAACGUCACAUACAAGCAUCUCUAAACAGACUCGCUGCUGGCCGUACUGCCAUUGUGAUUGCCCAUCGAUUGUCUACCAUUACAAACGCCGAUUUGAUUCUUUGUAUUAGUAACGGAAAAGUUGUUGAAACUGGUACACACGAAGAUUUACUUAAGCAUGAUGAUGGUGUCUAUAGGAAGAUGUGGUUGCAGCAGGCAAACAAAGAUCCAAGUUCUAAGAAAUUUUCUGUUGAAUAAGUUAUUUAUAGUUUUGUUUUUCUAUUGGCAAAUUUCGAACCUUUUAAGAGUGUAGCAUGACUACGUCUGGUAACUAUAAAUGAUAAAAUUGAUUAUUUAUUAAAUUAAUUUAUAAUCUCCAAAUUCCAAACCAAUCCAAAAUAUCCUAAUAAAAUUUAUAUACGUUUCUUGGUAUAUAUUCAAGCCAAAAAACAAAUAAGAAG
Messenger RNA from Schizosaccharomyces octosporus yFS286, 2822 nucleotides. RefSeq names its product ATP-binding cassette-type vacuolar membrane transporter Hmt1. NCBI's taxonomy places the organism in Eukaryota, Fungi, Ascomycota, Schizosaccharomycetes, Schizosaccharomycetales, Schizosaccharomycetaceae. The record is from RefSeq and is a predicted model, not a curated record. The transcript is spliced from 2 exons. Gene Ontology annotation, cellular component: membrane. Bases 136 to 2619 code for a protein of 827 amino acids. Gene Ontology annotation, biological process: transmembrane transport. Gene Ontology annotation, molecular function: ABC-type transporter activity; ATP hydrolysis activity; ATP binding.